Messenger RNA from Podarcis lilfordi (Lilford's wall lizard), 31805 nucleotides. NCBI's taxonomy places the organism in Eukaryota, Metazoa, Chordata, Lepidosauria, Squamata, Lacertidae. The record is from the annotation of a GenBank genome assembly.
GCCUAACGCCGAGGAGCGUCUCCAAUGCAGUCAGCCAAUGGCGAAGCGUGCAUCAUAGAGUCGGCGCGGAUAGAGCGGGCGCCAUAGGAAACGUCGCUUUGCCCCACCCCCAGAAGGGAAGAGAAAUAGGUGAUAGAUCCACGCAGCAAAGUGAGGUUUUAAACUGUGGGAGGAGCCCCGCUGAACUGAGAGGAGCUUGCUUCUGAGUAAAACGUGCAUAGGAUUGUGGCUGUCGGGAUGAGUACCUCUGAGCACUUCCACUGCUAGGAAGGUAUUGAGCGGCGUCGACCUAAUAUGAAUUUGUGUAGGAUUAUGCGGCGAGACAAAAACAGCAUUCGGUCUGCAGCAUUCUGAACGUAAAACCAAAUGGUCUCCAUGAAAGGUUUUGCGCUGUAAUUUGUAUUGGAAUUGUAUAGGGUAGUUACUAUGGAGAUGCCUAUGGACAGAACAGUACUACUUUUGCUCCCAAAGGGAAACGUAAAGGACCUCCUUUUUUAAUUUUGUAUUUCUUGGAGGCUUGGUGUCAGUCUACACUUAUCUCUAUGCGCAAGUAUCGCGCGCGCGCGCCUGCGCAGAAGCGAGCUCCUGGUAACCAAUAGGGCCGGAGAAGGCCGAGGUCUGCCGCGCAUCGCGCGAGAAUUUAACAGUACAGCGUGACAGAGGAAGGGGGGGGCGUGGAAGGUAGAGGAGCGGCGCUCUUCCAGGCCUUAGAAGCGGUGUUUGUUCCUCGUGUCCGUGACGUUGACCCGCAUCUUCACCCUGUCUCGGGGUAUCAGGUCAGUCCCGAAGCGGGUUGAGCGCUAAAGAGGCGGGUUAAAACUGGAGUCGCGUGAACCGUUCUUCCUCGUCUUAAAAGGACUCGGGUCGUUGCAGUGACGUCCGCGCAUGCGCUUGCCUUGGCUGUGCCGCUCUGAGGAAUAACUUUCAGCGAGUGCUGCGUCACGGGCGGGGCGGCGGGAAUGUGUCUCGCGGUCGUUCUUAAAGCUGAGGAGACGCGAGGCGGGCGCGUCACUCAGGUGCUUUGCUGGUCGCCUCGUCGCCCUUCUCUCGCCUUGUGAAGCGCAGAGUUAAUGAUAUACAAUAUGCUAAUACAAUAUAAAUUAAAGAGCUGUUAACUAUAUUCUGCUUUUUUUCCAAGGAGCUCGGGUGUACGGUAUAUGGUACAGCCACUGUUUUGUCCUCACAAACAACCCUAUGAGGUAGACUCUCGGCUUAGUAAGAUUUUUAAGAUUAUCCAGUGAGUGGAAAUCUGAACCUGACUCUGCCCAGCGUAAAUCAGAUGCUUUUAAAAUCAUCUGGCUCACUGGGAAACAGCAGUCUCAACGUUUCUACAUCCGGAGAGCCCCCCCCCCCCGAAAAAAAAAAUCAUGUAUAACACAGCCGUACGCAUGUUUGCUCAGAAAUAAAUGCUGCUCUGUCCUGUGCGGCUUAACUCCUGAGUAAAUGUGCGUGGGGUUUGUAGCAUUUCUUGUUACCCAUUAGGAGUGCAAUCCGAAGGCAGGGAAAAUUGAAACCAAAGUUGAUUUAACUGCCCACCAGUGCCCUACCUGGCGUGUGGCAAUGUGGAUGUGGGGGUUGGAUAACUGCUUUUGUAUUUUUCUGUUUUGUGGAGUAUUGAAAAAAAAUGUACUUUUGAAAUGGGUGGGGGUGGGGAGAGAGAACAUGUCUGAGCAAGACUAAUUGUGCUUAUGUGGUACACAAAUAAACUGAGAUCUAGGUGAGGAAGCUACUAACAAAGAUUAGAAUUAUUCCACUGAAACCAGAAUAAGCACUACAUUUAAUCAUUUUGGGGUAUGAGGAACUCUCUUCAACCUGGUGUGUAUCUCGAGGAGGAGACAUGUUGGGAAAUGUGCAUAAGAAACAACACUUGCCUGUUACAGUAUGACAGUAGGUCAUCAGCUGGAAAGUUUGUAUCAGAAUCAGUAUAAUUGACUGGCCUAGAAGCAUUCCCAAGUUCCACAGUAAGGAUGUAAUUCAGAGCACACAACAUAAGAUCUCAGGUUCACUUCAAGAAGGAUUAUUGCUAACCAAUGUUUAUGUGGAUGAAAUAUGGUGAGCAAAUUGAUAGUAUCCUGGAAAGAUGGAAGUGUUUUUCUAAUGCAGUAAAACUGUCUUCACCCAUUUGGAUGUCACAGAAAACGAUGGUUAGUGAAUAGUACCAGUAAGUGAAGGAGGGAAACUGCUCCUAAGAGGACUGAAGGUAUGUGCAAGGCCAAAUGAUAAAUCAUGGUUGGAUGGUGCAUCUGAAUUGAACCUAAGUAUUCUUGGGGCAGAGGUUAGAAAAAGAAUACAAACUGUAAAAUUGACAUCUAUUUGCAUAGCUGCUUUAAUGAUUCUCUUUGAAGCUAGACUACUAAUUGUGCAGUGGCCUUUUGCCUUAAUUACUUGCUCAACAAUAGGAAAUUGCCUUGGUGAAUCAUUCCAAGGUCUGAUUUGUUGUCAGCAUUCUUUAUCCAGAAAUCACCAUCCAAAUAUCUUUAGACACUCACAAACAAGGCAUGAUAGCAAUGCACAUAUCCUGACUUAUUGUAUCCAGCAAUUUAUUAUCAAAGAAUACUUUGUCUAACAUAAAAGCUGCAUCCUACUUUCAGACAUGAAUAGAUUAACCUAUGAAUUUGUCAUAAUCGUUUAUUAAAGCUUUCAUAACUGCAAGAGAGCAGUUUCCAGUAUUGCAGUAUUAUAGUUUCCAAGAAAUAUGACAUGUAGAUGUUGCCUAUAUUGUGGUUCUUACACAUCUGUGAUUAAGUUUGAAUUAGCCCUAUGUAUGGUGGUCAGUACCUUCUGUUUUUAGAAUAAAUUUCCUAUGUUCAUUAUGUGGUUAAAUCCAGUACUGACAUUUUGGUAAGCCAAAGAUCUUAGUGGGAGAGAGUUGUACCUAUGUUGCAUUUCUGCCCUAGUAAACACAGCAUGAUCUCAUUUAUCACUGGAAACUAUAAUUGGAAACAUGUUGACCUUAAUCAUCUUGAAUAGUCAGCUCAUAGCAGAAAAAGAGCUUCACUCCUCUUCCAUGUAGAAGUACUCAUGUUGUAGUCUGUAGGGUCUCUCAUCAAGAUAUUGCUGCAUUUUAAGAUGCAGGGGCUUUUGUCAGAAUGAUUAUUGCAUGAAGUAGCUAUUAUAGCUGUUGUAUUUUUGUUAAGACAUUGUGCACAUAAGAAGCAGAGCGCAAUUUUUUUCUCCUCUACUUGAUGAACAGCCUGUUACUUCUCUUUGAAUAGCCUCUCUUAUAUCUGCAAUCAUAUACUCUAUUGCCUUAAAAUGAUGAAUGAAUCUUUCUUCUGAAUAGACAUAUAUCAGAUUGUACUAUAGAUUACUUUUUAAAGUCGGCUCUUGUGAUGGAGGUCUUUAAUUUCUCUUUUUCUCUCUCUUAUGACAAAACUUGCAGAGAACCUUUUUUGAGUGGAACUGACCUGAGUAACCAUUAGAAGGAUCUUUAUAUUAUUAAGUGCUAUCUUGACCACUGCUAUUAAUUUUGCUUUAAGCUGAUUUCAGAAAGCAGUGCCUCAGUGGUGCAAAAGGGCCAUAAUAUGGAAGCAACCAAUACUACUGAUGUUUCUGUGCAAGGGUUGCAUUUGUAAACAAAAUUAAGGAAUUUUAAAAAUAAAAAUAAAGCUUUAAAGAAUUAUUGAAUGAGAAAUGGUUAACAUUUAUUUAUUUUCUUCCCUUUAUGGUAAGGUCCCAGGGCAGGUUACAGCAACAUUAAGACAUAACAUAAUAACACAAGAACAGUUUAAAACCGCUUUGGUUUAUUGUCUAGUUCUCAGUGUGUUUAGAGUACCACCUUCUAAGUAGAGGAGAAAAUGUUUCUACUAAGCUUCUGAUUCAAUAAAAAGAGUACAGUAAUGCAUUCACAUACUUCACAUUUGUUGUAUGAGGAAAGCAGGGUAAGAAUUCUAUAAAACUUUCCCAUUUAACAUUGUUUUACAGAGCUUAAUGUUAUAAAGGUUCAAAGGAUCACAGUAUAAUCCCAUGACUAGAAAUAAUAAUAAUUUCAUGUUCAUUUUCAGGUGAAAGGGUGACAGAAAUGGAAACUGAAACUGUAAGAAGUAAAGCCAUGGAAAAAGAAACCACUGAACAAAGAAAGGAACGUGAAAAAAAGAAAAGGUCUAGAGUUAAACAGGUGCUUUCAGAUAUAGCAAAGCAAGUAGACUUCUGGUUUGGCGAUGUCAAUCUUCACAAGGACAGAUUUCUUCGAGAACAAAUAGAAAAAUCAAGAGAUGGUUGUGAGUUAAUUAAUUUAGAAAUAAAACACCUUGCUAUCAUGUAACACCUGGGAAGAGAAUAUUUUUUGGUUUAUAUGCUUCUUGCUGCUGAGAACCAAAAUUGUCUACACUAUUUAUUAUGCUGACUUUGCUUUAAUUUUGUCAAAUGUUUUUAUGUGCAUCUAUAGAAGUGCUUCAGAGAACCAGUGUGCAAUAAAUAUUCUGCUGUGGGUUCUUAAAGGGAUUUUGGUGACUACUCCCACUAUCAUUAUCUGUAAGUUUGUGGAAACGAGCAUUGAAAAGUAUCAUAUAGUAGAAAAUGUCAAGUACAAGGGAAGCAGCGGAAGUCGUGUGGGGAUGGAGAGGGUUACAUAUCACAGUAGAGGGUGGGAUAUCAGAUGCAGGAUGUCCUACCUUAUUCCUGCAUUGCAGAAGGUUGGACUAGAUGACCCUUGGUGUCCUUUCCAAAUCUACAGUUCUUAUGAUUCUAAUUGCAAUGUGUUUAUUUCUAGAUGUUGACAUAUCACUUCUGGUUUCUUUUAACAAAAUGAAAAAGCUAACCACUGACAGAAAAUUGAUAGCACGUGCAGUUAAAAGUUCAUCUGUGGUAGAGGUAAGUAUAAAACCUUGUCUUUUGGUUUUUGUGUCAGUCUGAGUGCAAACAAAUAUUGAGGGAAAGAGUUCCCUAAUUGCUUUGUUUCUUAUAGUUGGAUUUAGGAGGAACUGACUUUCCCAAUUGGUUUGUGUCUUAUAGUUGGAUUUAGAAGGAAUUAGAAUCAGAAGACGGCAGCCACUGGGUGAGCAGCCUAAAGAUGUGGAUAGUCGUACAGUAUAUGUGGUAAGAUAUAUCUAAAUAAUUAUGAACUCUCUUGCUUGUCUAAAUUGAACUUCACGUUUUUCAUUUAGCUUUUUCUCUGCAGUUUCUCUUUAGCAGAGGCUAAUGAAAUAUCGUCAAUUGUUUGUCACGGUUUUUGAUACUUUUGUAGUUUUGACUCUUCUGUAGUUUUGAUCCAAAGCUCCUUGUUAAUGCCAGUUGGUGCAUUCAGCUUUUAUGUACAUGGUUUGCCCAACUUAUUUUGUUGGGGGGAGGAACAGGUCUUGGUGCAUAAAAAUCUAUUUCCACCUAUCAAAUGAAUAAGAGUCCAGGCAAAUGAGGUAACUCUUACACUGAAACAGGUUGCUGGAUUAAAAAUAAAUAAAUGUUUAAAGCUCUAUGCAGAUGUGUGCGCCCCUUUACAUUUCUCAUGUGAGGGCGAGAACAAGGUGUUGGCUCACCUUCUCCAGCACAAUUUAAAUUGCAUGAGAAGCCUCCAUGAGUAGAGCUAGUUCUCUGUUGCGGUCAUUCAGCUCUAGUGCAUAGUGUGUGGUGUGUCCAGGUCAAAAUUGGACCUAGCUUGUCUUGGCUAAGCUGCAAGCUUAUUUUGGACCAGGAUACCUUUGUUCAGUUAUGUGCACUAUAGCAGCAUGUAGAUUGGAUUACUGCAUUAUGUUGUACGUGGGACCGCUUUUGAAGACUAUCAGUUUGUUCAGAAUAUACCAGCUGAUAGCUAAGAAGAACAGUAAGGUGUGUAGAUAUAACAUGGUUGCCCUACUUCACUGGCUGUCAGUUGCUUUUAACCUUCAAAGCACUAUGCAGCUGAGAAUCACCUCUUCCUGACCACUGCAACCUUUUUUUGAGACUUUUCUGUAUUACACCUACAAAGGAAAAGUCUUAUACAAGUCUGCUAAUUAAAGAAUUAUUCUUUUGUUAACAUUCAAUUACAACAUGGUUUACUUGGAAACUAAUUUGAUUUGUGGAUAUCCAUUUAUUUAGUGUCCAAUUAAAAAAAAAUAUGGAAGCAAAAUAGCUUAUGAAAAACACAGCCACUAAAAAAAAUUCUGUAGAAUCAAUUACCCCCAAAAAGAAUGCAACCUGUAGUCUUUUUCCGUUUUGAUGUUAAGCAUAUAGUAAUGUGAAACCAUGCAAAAUCCAUUAUGUUAAAUUACUUCUUUUGAUCUGCAACUAUGAAGAAUGCAUAGCGUUAAAAGCCUUGAACAUGGUUCUUUAAUCCUGGUAUAUAGGACAAGGUCUUUUGGAUGGAACCAAUCUGUGUGCUGCCUAUCAUGUUGUUGCAUGUGGGUUUCUAAGGCUUAAUUUAAACUUUUAUGCAGGUACUUAUAAUUUUCAUAACCUUAUUUCCUAGAAGGAGCUUUGAGCAAUGAUAAUUCACUUUUGUUGUCUGUAGCUCUUUCUCAGUUCACCCUAUUGUACAUAUAAUAAUAGUUUCAUAAUUGUGCAUCAUAAGGAUGGGGACCUGCAAUGUUAGCUGACAUGUGAAGAGAGCCUAUAUUUCCUGUGAGUGCUGCUCUCCAAAUGUCAGAGUCUUAACUACUCUUUACAAUAAAUAAUAAAUAAUAAAUAAUAAAUAGUAGUCACUCUGAGCUCGGCCUUGGCUGGGGAGGGCGGGGUAUAAAUAAAAUUUAUUAUUAUUAUUACUCUUUACAAUAAAAAAGACAGCCUUAGCAACCUAAAAUGGGCCUAUGAAAAUAGUCAUGUUUAUUAACUUCAGUGUGUCUACUCUGAACAGGACUGGAAUGAAUUACCUCCCAAAGUUCUUUCAUGGUUCACCCAAAUUGUGUUAAUCGGACAUUAAUGCAUACAGUUAAAGUAAUGGUUCUUUUAUUACAUUCAGUAGCAUGAAUAUAUAUACCCAUAAUUUGCUUUUCGCUUUUGCUGUAGGAAUUGCUCCCGAAAAAUGUCAAUCAUAGUUGGAUUGAAAGGGUAUUUGGGAAAUGUGGCAACGUAGUUUAUAUCAGUAUCCCUCGCUAUAAGACUACCGGAGACCCAAAGGGAUUUGCAUUUGUUGAAUUUGAAACAAAGGAACAGGCUGAAAAGGCAAUUGAGGUCAGUUGUGAACAACUUGAAAUAAUAGUUUGCUGUGUUACUAUUUAGCUUCAUGUCUAUAUACAGUUUCAACUUCUGUAUUCCUAUAUUUUACUUUUAACUCCUUGUGUGGUUAUAGCUAUUUAACAAAAGAGAAUAUGUUACAGGCUCUCUACACUGAGAAUUUAGAAAUACAGAAUUCUCUGAACUCAUCUAUAAUUUCUGAAAACUUUACAAAGACAUAUAUAUUAAUGUGUCUUAUCUUUAAUUUGUGAAAUUAACAAAAAUGGCAAGUUUCUUACCCUGGUGGUGGACUUAAAAUGUCUUGGCAAAGAAUGUAAAUUUCAUUACAAUAUUAAUUUAUACUUUAUCAGGCAGAUUAUGUUUUCUUGCAUUACAUAGUUUCUGGUUCCUUCCCAAUGGCAACCAUAUUCUGUCCCCUUCAUUUUACUAUAAGGCCAGCAUGCAAAAUUCAUUGCUAAAAUUAACUUUCUGUCCAACCCUAUGCAUAUAUACUCAAGGCUAAGUCCCACCAAAUUUAGUGGGCCAUAGGACACAUUUAGUGUUGGGAAGUUUGCAUCCUGAAUCUUUUGAAAUGCUAAACUUCACCAUGCUAAUAGUUGACAAAGAGCAGUACAUAGAUAUACUUGUAUCUUAGGUUAAAGUCCUAUGCAUACUUUCAUGGGAGUAAGCACUUCCUGCAUAGAUUGCCCUGCAUAUUUAUUCUUUAAUUCAGUACAUAUCUGUGUCAGAAAGUGGGUAUUUAAAUAUAAUUCAGCUUAAACCCACAACAUAGAAUCAUAGUAGAGUUGGAAGGGAUCACAGGGAUCAUCUAGGGCAACCCCCUGCAAUGCAAGAAUCUUUUGCCCAAAUGUGGGGCUUAGACCCAUGACCCUGAGAUUAAGAGUCUCAUGCUCUACUGACUGAGAUACUUCCCUGCAUCUCUUCAUGAUCGUCUUUCAGCCAAAAGUAACCAAUUAAUAUCUUUCAUGCAAGAUCCAAAGGUAUAUAGAGGGGCGUCUGUGGAAAAAUGACUAUUAACAGUUAACUUACAUUCUCUAACUUUUGCAUUUAAGUACUUGAAUAAUCCUCCAGAAGAUGCACCAAGAAAGCCUGGGAUGUUUCCCAAAACUGUUAAAAACAAGGUCGUUCCUGCAUUACCAUCAAGUGAUUCCAAUGUAGUUGGUGAGUGGAAAGGUGAUAGUUUUAUUUUUGUCCAUCAAGUCUUUCUAUUUUACUUCUGUAUCUUCUGUUAAUUUUGUAUGGCCCAAUGUUUUCCAAUCCAUGGGCGUAGCCAGGAUUUUUGUUAAGGGGAGCAGGCCUUUCGUUGCAGGCGGGGGUGGGGGGGACCUCACUUAUCUAUGUAUUUGUAUUGAUUUUUAUUCAUGGGGCAGCUGCUCCCCCUUGGCUACGCCCAUGCUCCAAUCUUUUUUGUUUUAGACUGCUUUCCAGUUAUCAAUAUAAAUAUUUUUUUCUGUUAAACUGGAGUCAUUUUGAAAGGUAUCAUAACUUUUACCUAAGUCUUUACAGGGGGCCCAUUGGUUAUCAGUAGUGGAUUGGUAGAGGAUAGUUAAACCUGCUUAAUCCCAUUGAAACCAGUGAAGUAAAAAUUAAAUACAGCUAGGCUGAUUUGGAUGAUUUCUGGAUUACAGCCAUGCAAAUAUUCAGGGUAGAUAAGAUUAUUGUGACAAAUUUCAGGAGAAGCCACCUUAGUCAAUUUUAGCAAAACCAACAAAGUUAUAAUGGCAUAAGCUUUCAUGGGCUACAGCCCACUUCAUCAGAUGCAUGAAGUGGUUACGUAGUUAUUUAAGAUGUUACCAGACCCUUUCUUUGUGGGUUUUUAGUAUCAGUCUUUCAUGAAAAUAUCUUAUUUUAUUUAGUUGUUCUUGUUCAGCACUCCUUCUAAAACAAAAACCAUGAUACUUCAUCUCAAACUCUUGAUUUUCCAAAGUUGGGAUUGUGCUGACUCCUGGAGUUAAAUAAGCGUGAUAUACCUUGUGAUGUUUUGGGUUAUUUAGGCCAGUCAAUCUUUCUGCCUAACAGAACUCACAGGGUGAGGCUAAAAUGUUGUGGGACAGAAAAUAAAAGGUAGUCCUCUAUACUAUGCUGAACUCCCUGGAAGCAAAGUGGGAUAAACUUGUAAUAAUUGAAAUACAGAAUGUCAAGACAGAUAUUAUUCACUUUAUAUAGAAGAAAAGAAGAAGAAAAAGAAGAAAAAAUCCAAAACAAAGAAGGAGAGUAGCCAGCAACCAACUGCAGAAGCAAAAGAAUUAAAUGUGGGCAUUACUACAGAACACACAAGUAGGUCAAAGAGACACAGGACAACGUCUGAGAGCUCUGAAAUGGAAGCAUCAGAAGUCCAACGGCCAUAUUCAAAGAAAGAAAAAAGGAAGUUUGAUAGAAUGGAAAGCUCAGGUUCAGGAGAAAGUAGACCAGGAAAGAGGAAACGAUGCCACUCUGGGGAUGGAGAGGUGUCAGUUGUAAAGGCGAAGAAAACAUUUCAGAAAGAUGUUCAUUCUACAAAAGAGGAAUCUACAGAGGGACCAGAGGAUCCCAAAGGUAAGAAGCAGAUCACCUAUUUUUAAAUUUCACUGAAAUAUCCGACCAAGUACAGAGAUUUUGGGUAAUAUAACUACAUUGUUGAGUUUUGUUUGUAAACAGUGGGAGAAAAUGAAAGCUUGGUGGUGUAAAAGUAAUUCAGUUUAAAACCUGAGGAGAGAGUAGGAAAUACACCAGGAAAUAAUUACUGUAUUUUUUGCACCAUAACACUCCCUUUUUUCCUCCUAGAAAGUAAGGGGAAAUGUCUGUGCGUGUUAUGGAGCGAAUGCCUACGGAUGGCGGGGGAUCUGCUGCAGUCGUGAGCAGAGGAUCCAUGGUUCCCCUUCCUUCCCUCCUCCGUGGCUCGCUUUGAAACAGCAAAGCGGGAGAAGAGCCGCUGAGUGGGGAGGAGAGAGGGACAGAGAGCCUGCUUGCUUUAAAGGAGCAAAGCGGGAGAGGAGAGGAGUGUAAGCGGCUCCUGUCCGGUUGGCUCAUUUAAAGCAAGCAGGCUCUCUGUUCCUCUCUCCUCCCCACUCAGCUGGCUAAAUAGCAGCAAAGUUUUUCAGCGAGCCAGGGAGGAGGGAGAGAAGCAGAGCCUGCUUGCUUCUCCUCUUAUACCCCUCUUCUGCAUUAUUAACAGCAUCCUUCUCCACCCACCCCACGCGUGUUCCUUAAGAUGCAAGACCAGCUUGCACAUCUAUGAUUUGUUUUAUUUGUAUUUUGCAACUUAUAUGUGCCAUGAUUGUAAUAAAACCUCUAAGCAGUUUAUACAAAAAACCAUAAUAUUCCAUGAACUAUGGAGAGAACUGCUGGAGAAAUGCUGUUGCUUCAAAUGGAGAUUGUGAUUUUUGCAUAUAGAAGAUGCCUACAAAAAGUCUAUAAAGAAGUGUCUCCCAAUUUUGGGCAUCUGGAACCCUAUGAGUGACAGGCAAGACUCUGUUGGUAGGGCUGCCACUGGGUGAUGCUUUGUUGAUGUUAAUGCUUUACACGGUUUUUAUUGUAUACACAGGUGGAUGUUGUAAACUUAAUUGAUAUUUUUUAUGAAUACAUUACAAAUAUUUUCAUAAAUAAAUAACUUGCAGGUACUUCUUGGUAGGAGUAGUGGUGCUUUUCCUGGCGAGGUACUUGUCUUCUAAAUUUAUGAAGAAUUUAAAAACAUUCUGGUUUACUCAGGCAUUUAAUGGCUGAAAUGUACUGUUCCUGAAACCCUUGAAAUUAUUAGCUGUGAAGAUAUGCCUGUUUUGGGUGUGAGAGAAAAACAAAAUCCUGUAUUUUUUAUUUAUUUUGCUUGUUGCCCUAGGCUCCUUAGGGAGGAAAGAUGGGAUAGAAAUUUAAUAAUGCUGUAAAGUAAUAUUUAAACAUAUACACAGUAUUGUAGGAGGGCAACCAAGAUAAGGGGGCCUGGAAAUUAAGCCAUUUGGGGAAUGGGGUGAGAGAAUUGGGUAUGCUUAGUCUAGAGAAGAGAAGACAGAGGUAACCAUCUUCAAAUAUCUGAAGGGCUGGCAUGUAGAAGAUGGAGCAAACUUGUUUUCUUCUGCUCCAGGGGGUGGAGCCGAAUCAAUGGCUUCAAAUUACAAGGAAGAAGAUUCCCAGUAAACAUUGGGGAAAACUUUCUGUCACUUAAGAGCUGUUAAGAGUUGUUAAGUGGAAUGGACUACCUCAGAAGGUAGUAGCCUCUCCUCCAUUGGAGGUAUUUAAACAGAAGUUUGGGGGUAAUUUUUCAGCGAUUCCUUCGCAGUUAGACUAAAUGACAUGGGGCCCCUUUCCAACUCAGUUAUUCUAUGAACUUCUUUCUUCAGUUCAAAGUAGAGUCAGUAUAGUAUAGUAGUCAGUUUGCUAGACUGUUUGCUAAAGUGACCCAGAAUCAAACCCUUGGAGGAAAGGCACUAAAGUAUUUAUAACUAGCUGUUCUUUGCUUGUUAGCUAUUUCUUUUUGCUUUUCCACUUAGAAAUUUCCACUGAAGAGGAGAGAGAGGUUGGUGAUAAGAAAGAUACAUCUCUUUCAAAAUCUAAAAGGAAACAUAAAAAGAAACAUAAAGAGAGACACAAGAUGGGAGAAGAGGUCAUCCCACUGAGAGUCCUUUCAAAGUAUGUUAAAGCAUUAUUGACAGUAAAAUACAGUGUUGGGCUGCUUGUGAUCCAGAAGCUGCUGUUUGGCGACUUCCCAGAUAUGAAGUAGUCUACACAAGAACUGUGUUUUAGUGUUCUUAGGUACUAACCGCCCAUGAGAAAAAUAUUACCUAAUUUUGACCUGUCAAUAGUGCUGCUUAUCUGUUUCCAUUCAACUUGUUUCAGUUCAGGGGUGUUGCUGCUGCAGCUUAUAUUUUGUCUUAUUGAAGCACACAAACUAGCCUGUUACGGGAAAUAAAAACUCCUCUGCUGAUGCAACUUGUUUUACAUUUGUAAAACAAAUCAAUUUUACCUAUUAUAUCACUGUGAAAUUGAUAUUUGCAUUGCAUUGUGGAUAGAUGAAAUGGCUUGUUCUCUUUAAAAAAAGAAUUUCAUGUUUUAAAACAAGUUUAUUGAACCUUUUUAUCCUUUUGAAAUGCUUACUUUGUCAUUCGCUGUGAUGGGAUGAUGAGCUGCUUGUGCGUAAAAUCGUAUCCCCUCAGAGUUUGUUCAAGUCCACAAACCUCUGUCUGUGACGGAGCCCCUCAGACAUGGCUCCUCUAGUCACUAGCAGUUUCCGACAGUGGUUGCUUUGAAUCGCUUCCAACAUAAAAGCUCCUUAACGGAAACACGUCUUCUGGACUCUCUGCGUGUCAGUUUCCGGCGAGAGUGGGUGUCCCUACAGGAGGUCCUGAAACCUCCCCACUGUUUUCGCUGGAAGUGUCUCUGAGCCAUCCCUCCAGCUCACUUUCCCUCAGCUCAGCUCCUCUCCCCCUACUGGUUCCCUCUUCAGCUGCUGAGUCUCUCCCAACCUGUGUGAGCCCUUUCACCUCCCUUCCUUCCGAUGGCAGUUCCCUGACAUCCACCUCCCCUCCAGGGCCCCCUUCACCCCCUCUCGCCCCCUCCUCUACGGGCGGUGAGGAGGCAAAACCCGGAAUGAACUUCCUUCAUCUUCCGAUGUCUCGAACACUUCUCUCCACCUGUUGCGGUUCCUGGUCUCGAAGUACUCCUCCUCCUCAGAGUCCAUCUCCCCUUCCCCUUCCGAGUCCGGGAAGCCUUCCAACUCCUCCUCCUCAUCAGUGGUCCCAAAGUAUUCCCUCCGGAACCUCUCCACAGGCUGAGGUUUCCUUGGGAACCUUUGAUGGAACGUUUCUAUCAAUACCUCGUCAUUGAUAUCUUCGGCCAUUACCCAAGUGUUUUCUGACUCCGGUUCUCCUUCCCACGCUACCAAAUACUCCACCUGAUUCCCCUUCCACCUGGCGUCGAGGAUUUCUGCCACAUGGCUGCUGCAUUCUCUUUCUUCUAUGACUGGUCCCGAGUGGCCAUCCCUUCUCGUCCCCUUCGUACGGUGACAGUAACGACCUGUGAAAUACUGGGUGCAGUUUCAUGUGGUUGGGUAACCGGAGCCUGAAAGCCACUGGGUUGACCUGUUGAAUGACCUCAAAGGGACCCAACCUCCUGGGUCUUAAUUUCUUACAACCUCCUUUGAACGGCAACCCUUGGGUUGACAGCCACACCCUAUCUCCCACCCUUAUGGUUUCACCUUCCCUUCGGUUCUUGUCUGCUUGCCUCUUGUAUUCUUCCUUCGCCCUUUCUAAGUUGAGUUGGAGCUGACAAUGGAUUGCUUCCAUUUCUUCUACAAAAUGCUCGGCUGCCGGGACGCUCCAUCUCUCCCCAUCUCCCCUGGGAAAGCCCUGGGAUGACACCCAUAAUUAGCCAAGAAGGGGCUCAUCCCUGUGGACACAUUCUCGGCAUUGUUGUAGGCAAAUUCCGCCAGCGCCAACUUUUCUACCCAGUCAUUCUCUCUGUCAUUGACAUAACACCUCAGGUAUUGCUGGAGGACACCGUUUGCUCUUUCCGCCUGCCCGUUGGUUUCAGGGUGCCGGGCAGUCGAAAAAUUGACCUCCACCUGCAGUAAGCUCAUGAGCUUCCUCCAGAACCUGGAAGUAAAUUGUUUUCCUCGGUCUGAGACCACCCUCAAUGGCACCCCGUGCAACCUAAAAAUGUGUUCUACAAAUAACUUCGCUGUCUCUUCCGCCGUGACUGCAUGCGAGCAAGCUACAAAGUGGCACAUCUUUGUUAGUAGGUCCACCACCACCAUGAUGGCUGUUUUCCCUUUGGACUUCGGCAGAUCAGUCAUAAAAUCUAUCGACACUGCCUCCCAAGGUCGUUCUGGGGUUGGUAAGGGUUCUAAUAGCCCCGCCGGCGCCCUUUGGCUCGCUGGCAUUGCUCGCACCCUCUUACAUACUCACGUACAUCUUCCCUCACCUUGGGCCACCAAAAUUCCCUGGUGACCAACCACAUGGUUUUGUGUUGUCCAAAAUGCCCCGCCGUAGGGCUGUCGUGCAACUGCUUGAGUACCCUCCCCUUAAGUCUCCUUCAGGGAUAUACAGUGCCCCUUUGUAAUACAAAGCUCCAUUUCUUUCCUCGAAACCCCCUGGUUCCUCUCCCUCACCCCUAAGACCUCUGAGCUUAUUCUGGGCGUAUUCAUCAUUCUCUGUUUCCUCUACCAGUUCUCUUUGUCCCACCAAUGCCGCCCACACACCCAGCGGUCCUCUGGAAUGACAUGUCUCUCUUCGGGUGCCCCCUCCCCCCCCACCAAAUAUUCAGGUUUGCGUGAGAGAGCGUCCGCCCGAAUGUUCUCUGGGCCUGGCACGUAACAAAUCUCAAAGUUAAAUUUGGAGAACUCCUGGGCCCAUCUCACUUGCCGUUGGUUGAGCACUCGUGCCGUCCUCCAAUACUCUAGGUUCUUGUGGUCAGUGCACACUUGCACCUUAUGUUGUGCGCCAAUUAGCAGGUGCCUCCAUCUCCGGAACGCCUCAUGAAUGGCUAGUAGUUCUCGGUCAUACACCGUGUAGUUCCUCUCGGAUUUGUUCAGCUUUCGCGAAAAAAAGGCACACGGUCUCCACUCUGACUCCUCCUUCCCUGGCUGCAGAAGCACCGCCCCAAUCGCUCUGUCUGAUGCGUCAGUUUCCACUCUCAUCGGUUUUGUAAAUCCACAUGCAGGAGUUGUUGUUCCAGGCGAAGGCCCUUUUAGUUCCUCAAAUGCUCGCUCCGCCUCCUCAGUCCAAGCGAACUUCUUCUUACUGCUGAGACAGUCCGUAAUGGGCGCCGUCAGGUGGGCAAAGUUUCGGAUGAACUUACGAUAGAAGUUCCCAAAUCCUAGGAACCUCUGCACAUCCUUCCUUGUUUUGGGUGUUUUCCAUUCCAGCACCGCCUGGACCUUGCCGGGAUCCAUGGCCAAUCCCUUGUCUGACAGGCGAUACCCCAGGAAUUCCACCUCCUUGGUAUGAAACUGACACUUCUCCAGUUUCACCCACAGCUGGUUGGCUUGCAGCCUGCUCAACACUUCUCUGACGUCUCUCACAUGCUGCUCCUCAUUCUCAGAAUACACCAACACGUCGUCUAAGAAGGCCACACAAUUCUUGUAAAGCAAAGGCCCCAGGACGUGGUUCAUAAACGAUUGAAAGCAUGCGGAGCCUGCUUGGAGGCCGAAGGGCAUAACCAAAUAUUCAAAUGCCCCUAAAGGGGUGAACAUGGUGGUUUUCCAUUCAUCCCCCUUCCUUAUUCGUAUCAGGUUGUACGCCCCCCUUAGGUCCAGCUUUGUGAAAAUCUUUCCCUUCCGCACCCUUGUCAAAAUGUCGUCAAUCCUGGGCAUAGGGAAGGCCACUGGUUCUGACACUGCAUUUAAGGCCCUGAAGUCACACACCAGCCUCGGCUUGUUCGUGUUUUCUUAUCCACAAAAAACACUGGGCUGCCCCCACCGCCCUGGACUCUCUGAUGAACCCUCUCUUCAGGUUCUUGUCAAUGAACUCUCUUAGCUCCUGCAUCUCUCUGUCUGACAUGGCGUACAGCUUGCCUACAGGGAGCUGUGCCCCAGGGAGUAAAUUGAUUUGACAGUCAAAGGGUCUAUGCGGGGGUAGUUGGUCAGCUUCCCUUUCGCUGAAGACGUCGCGGAGAUCUGCAUAUUGUCGUGGUACCUUCACGUUCUCCGUUACUUCAGUCCCUGCUAGGGUGGCUUGGGCCCCUGCCAAACCCUUUCCCUCUUUGCAGUGUUCUAAGCAAUGUGCUGAACCAAAAGAAACCACUCUCUGAUGCCAGCCCACCAGCGGAUCAUGUAACGCUAGCCAGCUCAUCCCCAAUAUAAUGGGAGCUCCUCCCAAGGUGGCCACAUUAAACGCUAUCAGUUCGGUGUGCCUUGCUACCUUCAUUAUCAUUGGGACGGUCUGCAAGCUGACUUCUCCUCCCAACAGCUCCCUGCCAUCGAUCGUGGUCACCUGCAGGGGGUUGCUUAAAGGGAUCGUCUGUAUCUGGUGUUCAGCUGCAAACUCUUUGCUCAUGAAAUUGCAGGAGCUGCCUGAGUCCAACAGCGCCUUUAGCUUUAGAGGGUGUCCGUUUGGCAGCUCUAGCGCCACUUCUAUCACUAGGGCGGGUUUAGGAGGUUCUGGCGUGGGCACUCUCACUGCUCUUUGGCCUGGCUGCUGUGCCCCGACAGUGGCAGCCAGGCGUUGGCUUUACUUGCUCCGGUAUUUCUUCCUCUCUUCCCUCCCACAGCUCCUACCAUCCCUUGCCAUUCCUUCCUCUGGGGGCAGACUCUGGCAAAGUGACCUGGCUGUUGGCAGAGAUAGCAUUUCCGGGCGCCUUUUCCCUCCUUCUUUCCCCCUCACUGGGCUUUGAAACUGCGCGCGCGCGCUGUUCCGAUUUCCAUCGGCUCUGCCGGCGGGAAAGUUGGCUCUGGAAUGUCUGGAAUGCGGAACUCCUUCCAACGUUCCCCUUUCCCUUCCCGCCUCUCCAAUGCUCUCGCCUCCUGGCGCGCUCCUAUGGUCAGCGCUGAUUUGGUCAGCUGGUCCAUAGACUCCGCCCUGGGCGCCCGGGAAAGUUCGUCUUUCACAGCCGAAGAAAGCCCUUCUUCAAAGAGCAUUUGAAUGGGUUCCGCCGAUAAGUCCCACCCCAAUCUGUGCACCAGCAUGGUGAACUCAGUCCAGUACUCACGGACAGAUCGGCUCCCCUGUUUGCAAGCCAUUAACUGUCUGCGCACCACUCCCUGUUCAAUAUCGCUGGAAAACAUCAGAUCCAUGGCGCGAAAGAACUUCAUCGUGUCCUUUAGGACGUCACUAUUCGCUGCCAUCAGAGGUCUAACCCAGUCUCUCGCCCCCUUUUCAAGAUGCUCAAUCACGAAAGCCACUCGUGAUUCCUCGUCAGGAAUUCAUCAAACUGCAGAUUGAGGGCAUAUUGCAUCUCUGUCCGAAAGCCAUGAUAGUCUUUGGGCUCCCCCCCAAACUUCUGCACCAAUCCUGGUACCUUUCUGGCGAGCUGGGUGGCUUUCCCCUUUUGUCUGCAUCCUGAGCCCUCCUCUCCUCAAGCCUCGCCGUCUGCAUUGCUAGCUGGACCUCCAACACCCGGUACCUUUCUUCCAGGCUUGGACCCACUCCAGCUCCUGCUUCUCCGGUUCCGGCUGGGUUGCUCAUGAUGCCUUCUCCUGCACAAGCUGCUUUCAAAGACUGUCGGAAUGCUGUGAUGGGAUGAUGAGCUGCUUGUGCGUAAAAUCGUAUCCCCUCAGAGUUUGUUCAAGUCCACAAACCUCUGUCUGUGACGGAGCCCCUCAGACAUGGCUCCUCUAGUCACUAGCAGUUUCCGACAGUGGUUGCUUUCGGAAUCGCUUCCAACAUAAAAGCUCCUUAACGGAAACACGUCUUCUGGACUCUCUGCGUGUCAGUUUCCGGCGAGGAGUGGGUGUCCCUACAGGAGGUCCUGAAACCUCCCCACUGUUUUCGCUGGAAGUGUCUCUGAGCCAUCCCUCCAGCUCACUUUCCCUCAGCUCAGCUCCUCUCCCCCUACUGGUUCCCUCUUCAGCUGCUGAGUCUCUCCCAACCUGUGUGAGCCCUUUCACCUCCCUUCCUUCCGAUGGCAGUUCCCUGACAUUCGCCUUCUGUGUACAUUUAAAAUCUGUGUACAUGUGAGUGGCUCUUACAUAUAUACUAUCAAAUGGAGGGUGCAGGAGGUACACCAGAUCCUUUGCUAACAAUUUCAAAGAAAUCAUUUUGAGCAAAGGAUUGAGCCUAAAAGAUUAGAUGGCCUUUACUUCAAAGUUUGUUCCAGUAGAGAUUUUAAAACAGUUUGUGAGGCAGUGAAAGAUGUUUAAAAAGGUACUGACCAUAGAUGGAAGAAUUUGAAUGUUUUCUUCAUUCUGUGCAACACCUUUUUAAAAUAGCUGUAUCCAAUUGAGAGGAAAAAUUCUCAGGCACAUUCAGCCAGUUCAACAGUUAUACAGCAAUAUAAAUUAAAUAUGAUAAUUUGUUCCUGUUGAAAUCAAAGAGAUGCCAAUGUUCUAAGCUUUGGCCAGGUUAUGACUCUUCAGAAGUUGAUAAAAACUAGUUUUAUUAUGCAGUUUUAGAGCAGUCGUUCUUAUUAUACAUGUUGCAAAAGCACAUUUUAAAAAAGAGUAAAAUAUAGGUGAAUGAAGUCAAUAUCAAAAGUAAAUACUUCUUUAUUGUGACAAUUCAUACCAAAGCUUCAUAGGAGCAAUGGCCACAUCUGUAUUAACUCUUACAGUGGUACCUCGGGUUAAGUACUUAAUUCGUUCCGGAGGUCCGUUCUUAACCUGAAACUGUUCUUAACCUGAAGCACCACUUUAGCUAAUGGGGGCUCCUGCUGCCGCCGCGCCGCCAGAGCAUGAUUUUUGUUUUCAUCCUGAAGCAAAGUUCUUAACCUGAAGCACUAUUUCUGGGUUAGUGGAGUCUGUAACCUGAAGCGUAUGUAACCUGAGGUACCACUGUAUAUGCAUUAAUACAAACAACUUUGUAACUUAAUAUUCCACAUGUUUAAGAAAGCAUUGUCUAUACAUAGCCUUUAUCCGCAUGGCUCAUAGUCCAUCACCAUUGCUAAAGUGCAAUUCCAGAUUUCACACAACAGAGUUGCAUGUCAGCAACGGUAAAGGGUUACAGCAAUGAACACAUCACACAUAGAAAAUACCUACUUUUUCCUUUUGACCAAUAGACCUGUUGACAUUAAUGACAGUAAAAUGACUUACUGUUUGAAGUCUUGCCAGUUAAUCCCUAUACCUUCUUUUCACUAGAGGGAAAAUAAUAUAUUUUCUGAUUGUGGAAUCAUGCAGUACUAAAACAUAGAAGCACUUACUUUAAAAAUAGCCAGCAAAUACCUCCAUGUUAAAGUACAGAAAAUCCUUCAGUAUGACGCUUGAACUGGUAACCCUAUUUGAAGAAGUUCCACAUGCAAUAAAUGUAAUUCCAUAUUUUUGGAUUUUUUGCUAGUAAAUAAUUGAGUAAUGUUGAGUAAGAUGAUUAAAUAGGAUUUGCCAUCACUAAAAUAUGAAAGCACUUUUUUAAAGGAAUAAAACAAGUACUUCCACAUUAAAGUAGUGGGUAGUCCCUUAUAUUAGGUGAGAAUUUUUCCUGUGAAAGAAGAUAGACGUCAUUGCUUUAAAAAAAUAAAUCAAGCAGCUUUAUUUUUAAAUUAUAUCCAUAAUCCAUAGAGCUCAAGAGCAUUGUUCAACAAUCUUAAAACACAAAAUAAGUUAUAAAAUUAUCAAAAUUAUAAAGAUUAUACAUAAAAAGACGAAGCAAACAAUUCACAAUUACCUAGUUUUAAAUUCAGUACAGUUCUUUUAGCAUACUGACUGAAUCACUGUCAGAUGUGACUUUUUUGAACAAACAAAAGCUUACCAGCACAAUUACAGAAUUCUUGUUAGAACCUUCCUCCAUCAGGGACUACAUACUGUGUAGUUUAUUGCCUGCUUCAGGCUGCAGUUCUAACUGCAUUUGCUUGGAAGUUCGACCCACUGAGAUAAAUGAGAUUUGCUUCCAAGUAAGUGUGCAUGUAAGUGUGCACAGAAUUCUGUUUUCUAUUUCAGUCAGUGUAGCAAAACAUGCUUUUCUACAGGAGCAGAGAGCAUCUUGAAACAGGGCAGGUAAAGCAAGUUUUCUCUAGAAUAUCCUGUUACAGAGAUUCUGCACACCUUGCUGGAACAUGGAUUAGAAUAUAGCAGAUAUUGCAGUCAAGUAAACAAAUGUCUGGCAGUGGUUCUUUCCAUGAUGUUGAAUUGAACAAUACAAGAACACUCAAGUUACAAACAACUCCUGGUGGAGUUGGACUCACCUCUGCCAAAACAUGGAAGCACUUACCUUUUUUGUACACACAGAAAGCACCUCCAUGUUAAAGUAGAAGGGUUCCACAUAAAGCAGCACCUUUUGCUAUCCAAAGCAUUAAAUAUAGCAAAUUAUUUAGUUUUAAUAUAAACAUAUUUGAGAAAAAUACUUCCCAUUUUGCUUACUUACCUUGCUCAUUCGCUUUGGUGUUUUUUUCCUUUUCAGCUUCCUUUAAUAAAGUGUUGCCCAAGCUUCUAUUUAUUCCAUACUUUAGUAAAGGGUACCAUUGAGCCUUUAUCUCAGAGUCAUUAGGUAGAUCAUUUGUUAUUUAAAGCCCUCUCUCAGAAAAUGUAUGUUCCUAGAUGGGACAGAAUCUUUAUUUUUCUUCCUCUCUCUCAUCCUGCCCUCCUGGUGUCGUCAUCAAGGAUUAACACUAUUACCCCAAGAUACCAUCUUUUUAAAAAACAAAAUAAAACCCAUAUCUGCUUAUUUGAUAGCACAGAUUAGGUUAACAAUGAAUCAUUCUCUCAAUUGCACUAUCCCCAUUGUGUUUCUAUCAGCAAGGCUCUAGCUGUUUGAAGAAACAUCUCCAUGUUAAAUGAAUGUAAAUAUAUCAUUUGGUUCCAUGCUGGGCUUUCCUCUCUGCUGCAUUUGAAUAGUAGGAAUGUUCCUGUCUCCAUAGAUUUGGGAACAUUCUAACUAGUUUUUCUUACCUUUUUAAAAAAAUACUCAGCUGGUUAGCAGAGGCAGGUUGACCAGUCUUUGUGAUUUACUUUUACAUUUUUGGUAUUAAUCUGUGAUACACUGGUGUCUUUUAAUGUAGAAAUGUACAAAGUAAGAUUGCAUAUUGAGGAUUAAUAAAGGUAAUGCAUAAUUAAACUCUGUGUAUUGAUCCUGAGUAUGUACUGUUGCUUAAGAACCUAAGUUUAGGCCAAGGUCUAGUCUAGCGGUCUUUGCCAUACUUUUAGAAAUCAAUCGCUAAUGGAUCCACUGGAAAUUGAUCAUUAUGUCAUGGACUAUCUAGUGGCUGCUAAUAAUUUAUUAGUAACUGCUAAUCUUAAGAAGGGGGAUGCGGGUGGCGCUGUGGGUAAAACCUCAGUGCCUAGGCGGGGUGAGCUCCCGUCGUUCGGUCCCAGCUCCUGCCCACCUAGCAGUUCGAAAGCACCCCUAAGUGCAAGUAGAUAAAUAGGUACCGCUUUAUAGCGGGGAGGUAAACGGCGUUUCCGUGUGCGGCACUGGUACUGGCUCACCAGUGCAGCUUCGUCACGCUGGCCACGUGACCCGGAAGUGUCUUCGGACGGCACCAGCUCCCGGCCUCUUGAGUGAGAUGAGCGCACAACCCUAGAGUCGGUCAUGACUGGCCCGUACGGGCAGGGGUACCUUUACCUUUUUAAUCUUAAGAAGAGUCAGACAAAAGUCCCAUCUUGUCCAGCAUCCGGUUCUCACAGUGGUGAACCAGAUGCCUAUGGUAAACCCACAUGCUACUAGCCAUGGUUGCUCUGUUCUGUCUUAGCAUUUAGUGGACCACUGUGAGAACAGAAUGCUGGACUACUGUAGUUUGGCUCUUUUCAUGUCCUUUUGACAGGAGUGCAACAGCACUCUCACCACUUGUGUUACCCAGUAACUCAUGUUCAGAUUUGUUGUUUUUUUAUUUCUCAAAAUACAUCUCUCGUCACCAGUAUUCCACUUCCUUUUCUGGUAAAAAAAAGUUUAGGUUCAGAGAUCUGCCCUUCAUUUUCCACUAUGAAGAUAGAUGCAAUCUCAUUUCUGUCCUUUAGUACAUGUUUUGACUUGCAGUUCUAAGGUCCACCCCAACCCCUACUGCUUUCCCGCUUUGCUUUUUAGUUAUUUAUUUUGUUCUUAAUGUUUUUAGCCACGUACUUCUCUAAUAUGCUCCUCAAAUUCUUCUUUUUGCAUCUCUUAUUGCCUUCUUGCAUUUAAUUUGCCACAAUUUGUGUUCCAUGUUGUUCUCAUUUAUGCACUACUUCCAUUUUUCUGAAAGAGUCCUUCUUGCCUCUAGUAAGUUCCUUGACUCCAUUUGUUAACCAUGGUGGUAUCUUCUUGACUAUGUCUUUCCUUAUAUGUGGUAUGCAUUUGAACUGAGUUUUGUUAUUGUGGUUUUUAAAAAGCAUGAUCCACCAGUCUCUUUUCUAAUCACUUUAGAAAUGAAUGGAUGCAGCUGAAGCAAGAAUACUUGACACUACAGAAAGCCAGCAUGUCCUCUUUGAAAAAAGCAAUGGCCCAAAUAAAAACGUUGACUGCUGGAGAAAUGGAAACAGAUGCCUGUAUACCUAACCAGCCUGCAGCAAGAAAUGGAAAAUGUAAAGAAAAUUGUGAGGUUCUUCAUAGCUUGUGCUUAUCCUUAACAGAAGAAAUGACAUGCUAAUUGUAGUUUAGUGAUUGGAUAUUUGGAUAUUAAGAAGUAUGUAGUGUUUUCCUGGAAGCAGAAAGGACAUUAAGAGGGAGGAAAUUUCAGAUCUUGAAAAUUUCUCUAGUUCUCAUCAUGCAAAAUUGAUUUUCUUUAACCAGUUGACUUGUAUGUAUACAGGAGAACUUGUGAAAUGUUACAAAAACUGAAGAAUAAACUAGUGUUCAGCAUCCAAGAUCAACCUUUGGGCUUUAGAACCAAGAGGUUGCAUAUCAGUAAAUGAAUUUUCGGGCAUUAGGUUUCUGUAUGCUGUGUGGUUAGGGUCCAGCACCACUCAGUAUAUACCCAUUGAAAUGACUAACUUGGUUUCAUUAAUUUCAGUGGGUGUGCUCUAAGUAGGGCCAACUUUGGAUACAAGCCAGAGGUCUCAGAGUUUUUCUCACUGGUUUUGUUGAAGAAAUCAAACUAGUCAAUAUUACUGUAAUUAUCAAAAAAAAGUUGAGAACUAAAUAAAAUUUGUGCUAUGCUUUGCUGUAACAACCCAUUUCUGUACCAACUUUGUGAAUAGUUUCUUUAUUCAUUGCCCACUGAUUUAGAAGAAUCAAAUCUAUCUAAAUUCACUUAGCAUUCAGAAAGAUUGCCUAAUGUUGCUUUGCAAAGUAAGUUAAUCAUAUUGUUUUAAUUAAUGUUCAUUGGCCAUAUAUGCAGUACAAGAUGAGAGUGUUAACUUCACAAGAGCACAACAAUCAGGUUGUGAAUAUACAACCUUAAAGUAGUUGUUUGGCUUUGUAUGUGCUGAUAACUGGAAUUAAUGGUACUAUUGAUAUACCGCUCAUGCUUAUAACUUAAACUGCAGGGCCUUUACUUGUCAUGUUGAGGCAUAUUUUGAUGCCACCAACAGUGAUCUAUAUAUGUCAAACUAUUAAGAAAAUCUUAUCUGUUUCUCCAAAAUCCAGCUUCAUUAGAACCAACCAAAAAUGUCAGAAAAUAGCUGAUGAGUUUUUCCAGAACUUUUCAUCCACCUAAAUAUUUCACAAAGGAGGAGAUGAGGAACAGAGGGGGAAACAACCAAAAGUUGUUUAGUUUAGAGUUUAGAGUUUUGUUUAGACUCUGUUUCCAAAUAGAAAGUGCAGGCUUAAAUUAAUUGUUGCUAGAUGUUGCAGGUAUCAUGUUAUACCUAUAACUUAUUUUUAAAAAGUAUGUUUUGAAAAUAACACUUGACUGCUACUUAGAUCUGUCUCACAUUCUUUUCUCUUGGACUGCCUUUGCUUCUUAUAGAAAUAUUCCUAGUAAUAUACCCAAUAUAAAAAAUAUACUAAGAGAGGUAUUGUGCUAUUUUGAAUUUGUCCAGUGGUAAAUUGUUACAAGUGAAAUUUUGAUGAAUGCUCUCUUCCUUUUCAAAUGAACAGCUUCCCAGGGUGGUUCAGCUCCUGUUGAAAAGGUUCACACAAUGGGCCCCCAGUUUGAGGGUGGCGUAAUAGUGAAGAUCAUUAGUGCUGAGCCCUUGCCAGGCAGGAAGCACAUCAAGGUAAUGCCUCUAUAGCCUCGGGGUAAAUGCUAUAAUUUGCUUUGAAAUUUUUUGAAUAUGGAAUAGCAUUUCAAAAGGUCAAGGUAACUCAGUUGCACAGCAUCUGCCUAGCACGCAAAAGGUCAUAGGUUCAAUCUCCAAUAUGUGCAGGUAGAACUGGAUGAGACCCCCUUCUGAAACCCUGGAGAGCUGCUGCCAAUCAGUUACCUGUUGUUGCUGCCCUACAGCUCCCAUAAUCCCUGACCACUGGCCAUGCUGGUUAGAACUGAUGGGAGCUAGAGUAAGGUUACCAGAUUUUUUUCAGUGAAUCCGGGGACACUUUUCAACUUCAGUAGGAACGAUAGGAUUUUGUAUGGAGGCUGAUUUGUAAAUCCACGGACUGUCCCUGGGAAACGGGGACAUCUGGUAACCUUAAGCUAGAGUCAAACAACAUGUGGAAAGUUGACUACCCCUGGUGCAGACAGUUCUGAGCUAGAUAUACUAGUGGUAUGCCUCUGUAUAAGUCAGUUUCCUUUGUUCAUAAUUCUGAUCGCCAGCUAGGUGUCUUAUAAUACUUGCUAAAGGAUUGUUUAAUUGAAGAACCAGGCUGAGAAAAUCUACAUCAGAGCAAAAAAGAUUUCAAACUAUUUUGGUUGAGGAAAGAGUUUAUCUGUAAAAGUUGUGUCUAUUGGUAUGGCUUCCCCACCAAGCCUCUAUAGUUCAGUCAGUAUAGCAUGAGACUCUUAAUCUCAGGGUUGUGUGUUUGAGCCCCAGAUUGAGCAAAAAAUAUUCCUGCAUUGCAGGGGUUGGACUAGAUGACUCUCAUGGUACCUUCCAACUCUACAAUUGUGAUGCUAUGAUUUUAUGAUUUGCUGAUGGGGAAACAAACCACAAGUGCGGGUUCACAGGUAUCAUAAAGCCAAUCUUUGGUUUGUUUCUUCCUCAGCACAUUGAAAGGAGCAGAGGACGAGUGAAGCACACACAAACAGCAAUUUAUUUAAAACUUGUUUAAACUGACAUUCAAUCCUGGCUUUCAUGUUGCGUGUACAGUAGUAUUUUAAUUCUGCCCCUUAAAAUUUAAACAUUGACCUUGUUCAUACUUGUAAUGAACUUCACAAACUUGUGAGUGCUUCUUGUUAUAGUCUAGUAUAGACAGCUGGUGUGGAACAGCAGUUUAAAGUUGAGCUGCAGAAGUCUCCAGUUCAGAUAUUUCCUCUGCUGUGAACUCAUUAGAUUGCUUAAAGCAAAUAGCAUAGUCUCAGUCCCAUCCCUCUACCCUGUAGUCUGCAACAUGAGAAUGAUAAUACUGACCUAUAUUUACAUAAUUGUUGCAUGGCUUGGAACAAGAUAAUGUAUGUGAAGUUCUUUCAUUAUUGUUAAGUUUUAUGAUGAUUUAAUGAUUUCUCUGAGACAGCACUGAGAUACGUCUUUGAGAAAGAUAAAGCCCUAACCUAACCUUGUUGUUUUGUAACUUCAGGUUUAUCAUCUUGGCUAUUAGCAAGGCAAACUUGACAUUGGCAUCUAAAUAUUAAAUGUCUGUCUGAGAUUGCUCAUGACAGCAAUAUGGUCAUAGCUAGAGAUAAGAGGAUACUCUUUAUUGUAUCCACUUCUAUUGGUGAAUUAUAGCAUGCUUUAAAGGUUCAGAGCUGUAAACCAGAGUGUGUAGAGUAUUAGAGCUGGAUUGGUAGACGAUAUCUAGAUCAUGUGGCACUAGCAUGACAGAUUUUUCUCUUUUCUCUUUGCAUUUUUUUGCAAUCACCAUUCUGUGGUUAAGUGUAAUUGUCAACCCACCCUCCCUUUCAUGGCUCAUGAAUGGUGCUUCCAGAUAAGUGCAUUAGGAAAGAUAUUUCUUUGUUCGUGACACAUCAGUGAUAAUAAGUGAAAACAGUUAAUAGUAGAGAUGUAUUUCCUUAUGAGUGUGGUAUAUGAGCCCUGUGAAAAUGUAGGAAAAAAUGCUCCCCACCGUGGUAAGUAGAUAAAAGCACCGUGGUAAGUAGAUAAAAGCCUUAAUUCUAAUGGCUUGUCCUGUUUGUGUUGCCACAGGAUAUGUUAGCAACAUUAGCUAAUGUUGCUUAUGUUGACCUGCUGGAAGGUGACACAGAGUGUCAUGUGCGGCUUAAAACUCCUGAAGAUGCACAAACUUUAUUAAAAUCACAUAAAGAACUACAGACGAAACACAAUUGGAAACUUGAGGUCCUUUCAGGUAAGAUUUAUUGUUGAAAUUCACUGGGUUUGUACAUGCCACAUCAGUUUUAUGACUAUUUCAAGAUUUGUUGAAAUUGUGAUUUGUAUCCUGAAUUCCCCCCCCCCCAAAAGUAUUCUAAAUAUAGCUAGGGCCAUACAAUUUUGGAACCAAUUUUUUCUGCCUAUAUAAGUGGCUGGGUAAGAAAUGAUGAAUUUCCAUCUGGUGAAAAAGCCCAAUAAGGUUACACAUCACAUCAUGACUUUACUUCUCCAGAGGUGGUGGACACACACCACCUUUUUGUUGCCUUUUUACUACUGAAGACUGGAAACAUGGGUUGGGCUUUGCCCACUGAGCACACACCCAUCACGUCAGUCCAUUUUCUGUCUUCAGCAGGACAGACAUUUUGUGAAGUCCCAGUCUUUGAAGGAGCUUUUCAGUCUGUAAGCAAGGGCCAAAACCUACUACUGUGUUUGCAAACAGCUGGAUUGAGGCCAGUGUGUGUUAAACAGGAUAUGGUAUAUCAUCAGCAGGACAUGGUUUCCCUUAUUCUGCAUCCUCCUCUACUCUGUUCAAAUUAUAAGGAGUGAGAGUGUUAUAAGAAGUGUAUGUCAUAAAGUUCAGCUGGUGGUGUCUCUUUUCCUUUAAAUUUUUAAUAUAUAUAUGUGUGUGUGUGUGUGUGUGUGUGUGUGUGUGUAUAUAUAUAUAUAUAUAUGUGUGUGUGUAUGUAUAUGUAUUCUCAUUGAUAGAAAGCUGAGACAUAAAAUGAUGCAUCUCUUAUCUUCAUGAGAACUUUUUUCUUUGCAUUAAAGCAAGUGUGGAAAACCUUUGGCCCGCCUGAUGUUGCUGAACUACAACUUCCACCAGUCCUAUCAAGCAUAGCUAAUGACUAGGGAUGAUGGGAGCUGUAGUUCAGCAACAUCUAAAAGGCCAAAGUCUUCCCUGCACCUGCAUUAACGUAUAUUUCAUUUAAGAAAUAAACUGUUAAAAGUUAGCAACAAUUGUGUUUUACAAAGUUGUAGAAAGGUUGUUGUAUUGAUAUAGCCGAGGAAACCAAAACAUCUUCCUUCAUACAGAUAUAACACACAGUUACAACAUUCUUGUAUUCAGGGGAUCAUGAACAACGAUAUUGGCAGAAGAUCUUGGUGGACCGACAGGCUAAACUUAAUCAACCAAGAGAAAAGAAGCGAGGUACAGAGAAGGUAAGAUAACCAAUUCAGAACUCUUUGGAUUUUGUGGGCAAGCAUCUUAACUCAGUGAUUUAUAAAACUUAAUUUGUUUUAUAUGGAUAAGAUCUCGGAUUCAGUUUUUUGAAACUAGAAAUGGAGCUGUGAUCUUUGACAGCUACUGGCAGUCUGUAUAGAGAGCACUGGACUAGAUGAACAAAUGGUUUUACUCAAUAAAAAAUGGCUUGAUUAUAUUCAAGGGGAAGGGCUCAGUGGUAGAGUAUUCGGUAAACUUGUGUGAGGACUCAUGUUAAAUGACCUCUGAAAGCACUUAGCUAAAUAUUAAGGACAGUAUAAAAUGCCUUAAAUAUAAAAUAUAAAGGUACUGAGUAACUAUUGCCAUUGAGAAUAGAUAGUACUCAGCUAAAUGGACCAUUGAUCUCACUUGGUAUAAGGAAGCUGCAUGUAUUUCAUAUUAUGUCUGUUCAUUUUCAUCUCCAACAAAGGCUAGUGGUGUAGCUGUGAAAAACUUUACUUGUAAACAUCACUCCAUUGACUCCAGAAGACUAUAUCAGAUCAGGUUAACAAGCAUUUUCUUAUUCAUACACCUCAAGGUAGCUCUUCUAUUUCUGGGCUUUGAUACUAAAUUACUCUUAAUGAGCUUCCAUUAGUUUAAAGGUAACGGUAAAGGGACCCCUGACCACUAGGUCCAGUCGCAGACGACUCUGGGGUUGCGGUGCUCAUGUCGCUUUACUGGCCAAGGGAGCCAGCGUACAGCUUCCGGGUCAUGUGGCCAGCAUGACCAAGCCGCUUCUGGCGAACCAGAGCAGUGCACGGAAAUGCCGUUUACCUUCCCGCUGGAGCGGUACCUAUUUGUCUACUUGCACUUUGACAUGCUUUCGAACUGCUAGGUUGGCAGGACUCUAUUAGUUUAGUGACUCCCAAGUAUUGGAGAUGGGUUGGAAAAGCUUUUGUUGACAGGACUUACAAGAAGGAGUUAAAUACAAGACUGAUAUAAUGUUAAGGAGUUGUCUAAAUCAAGUAACAAGUUCUUUAAAAGAGAAAAUUCUAAUGAUACUGUUUCUUGCUAAUUUUUAACCACGUGAUUCUUUAACAAAUCCCUAAUGUAUUUUACUCUUGAAAAAGUAAUAUCUAGAACAAUUUUCUGUUAAGAAUAUUUUAUAGUUUUUAAAAGCUAGAAUCAGAACAUUUAAGACUGUAUACAUUAUUAGAGCCCAGUGGUCUGAUAAGUCUUGAAUCUUAUUGUUUCACAUUGCUUUACCCUUUUUGAAUAUAUGCAACUAAAUAUCUCUAGGAAACGUUGUGGUGUUAAUUACCCUUUAAUUUUUUGCAUAACCAUUAACCACUUGAGUGUUGCUGUAAAGCCUUGUAAAUUAGCAUCUUCCUUUUCAUGAACUCCAAUCCUGGAUUUACCCCAAGGAAAUGGAUCCUUUGUUUCUGUCUGCUACAUUUUGUAUAGAAGAGAAAUAGUGUUUCGCCUGCCUCCAGUUACUGUGUCCUUCCUUAUUUCAGUGCAAAUGCAUGCUUGGCAGUUGGAAAAUAAGGUGGAGUUCCAAUAAUUUGAGAAUAUUGAACAGUUUCCAAAGACAUCUCAUAACUUAUUUAAAAGCAGGGUUUCUGUUAUGCAUUUGAAUAUAAUCUUGAAAGCAACAGUACAAAAUCCAUACAUCCCAUCUGAACCCAUAUCUCCCAAUAACUUUAAGACACAAUAUAAAUUAUUAUUUUAUCUGUACCCUCUUUCCAUAAGUAAAGUUUUAACCAUUCAUGUGUCCCAGUAUGUAAGACUGUGAAUAGCCUUAACCUCUUGGUACUUUCUACCAGAAUCCUUGAGAGUUCCUUAAGCAAAGAACUGCAGAUUAAUUUACACAAGCAGUAUUAUCAAAACAAACUGUUAAAUGACAGAUAACAGUAGCAGCAGCUAGCUGCCAUUUUCCUAUCACCCUCUUCUGUCAUCUUGCAUCUCUAAGAAACAUCUGUUCCAUAGCUUAUAAACAACCAUUUAAAUAUUAACAUAGCGGACAUUUAAUAAAUAAUGCUGGUAUUGGAUAGAUUUGGAGAAGCUUUUUAGGAGUUUGAUUUUGUAUAUUGAUAUUAUUAAUGUUCUAGCAGACCUUGGGACUUUGGGUCACUGUAAUGCAAAUAUAAAUAAAGCAGGUGAAUAUUUAAAAGCUAAAUACCUUAAUUCAGUGUUUCUUGAACUUCAUGAGUUGCUCCUCCUUUCUAGAUACUCCUUACCUAAUGUGGCAUUAGCGCUACUGUAGCACUGGAAGGGUUCUGAAGAGCAUCAAUCCUAUUCUGCUAACCUGAGCCUUUUCUUGCCAAUAUAUGCCUAUUUAACAGAAACUCUUGAAACAACCUUACUUGAUUUACAGCAGUGUUGCAUGCUGUACAAUGAUUUUGGGGUCAGAUGGUGGGGUUCUCCUUUUCUAAAAUCAAAUUUUAUAAAGGUAGAAUUUGGACUGAUUUAAUUAUGGGCAAGAACUUGCACUGCUGCAUUUAAGUACAUUGAACAUGUCUAGGUCCUACAGUACAUCCAUGAAAUCCUUUAUAUUGAGAGUUUGCACUAGAAGAAAUAUUGUCUAGAUCAUACAAAAAAAGAAAAAAUGUGAGAACUUUUCCAUGGAAACGUGUUCUGCAAAAUUUUGUUUCUCAGAACUCCAAAUGUCAUUUCAAUGGUGAUAACUUCCCUUGGUUUGCUUGGGGGAAGGAUAUAGUAAACUCUGUGUGGUGGAAAUGUAGCCAACUGUAUAAAUGUCAGUCUCCUAUAUUGCUCCAUCCACUUUUGUCUUUGGCUUCACCCACCACUGGAAUGCACCACCCACCCCAAAAGUCUGUGCAGCUAUCAAUGCAGGAUUGCUGGGACAAAGAAACACACUAGCUAGUCCCCCAUUUUUAAAAAUAUUAAAUCCCCUAUUUAGCUGCGAGCAAAACACACUGCUCCCUUGUUAGUUGGAGAACUGUGUGAGGCAUGAUUUGGUCUACUGUGCCUUCUUUAUCCCAUGUUGUUCACAAAGCUUAUCAGUCAUCCUCUUUGCUUGUAUUUUGUAUCAAGCCACACUCCGACCACAGGUUCACAUUGGUAUAAACUGUAAACUUGGUAUGCAUAGCCCAUGGGUGGGGAACGUGUGGCCCUCCAUCCAUUGGAUUCCAACUCCUGUUAUCUUUGACCAGUGGUGAUUUUGGCUGGGGCUUGUAGGAAAAUGCAUUGGUAAUCAGUAAAGCUUGCAUAGCAAUGGUGUCAUCAAUGCUGCCUGCCUCACCCCAUCAGGAUGCCACAUUUUGGACCAGUUGAAGUUUCCAAACCAUCUUCAGAGAUUGGAUGUCAGUCAUUUUGUUUUUCUAAGGAUAGUGGUACUUUUCCUUAAAGUGUUCUUUUAUUGCAUUCUACCUUAACCUGUUGCAAUUGGUUGUAAUAAGGUGUUUUUAGAAUCUGUGUCUUCAUUUCAAACAUUAAAAUUAACAUUUUCCACCAAAGUUUUAUUUUUUUAAAGAGCAAAUAUUUUAAGGAUACAGGAUUAAUGGCUGAAUAGCCCCACUGUGUUUUUGCAUUAGAGAAGUACCUUGCUAAUUAAAUGUUACAAUUCUGAAGAGGAACAAUGAGGAUGGUGUUGUCAAAGAUAAGAUCUAUGGCUCUCAACAAUUUAAAUGUCUUCCAUUCAAAUAAAGGGAAUUAAAAAUUUCUUAACAUUUGCUCAGUCUUUUCUAGUAUCAGCAGGGUUCUACAUUUGUUUUAUGAAGGUUAUAGUUGCAAAUGUUGGUUUGAGUGUUAAUCCUCAUCUUCUCUGACACAUGAUAAAUUAAAAUGACAAUACAGGGUAAUUAGAAAAUGCUUCUUGGUCUUCUUCUUUUCUUCUACAGCUGAUUGCAAAAGCUGAAAAAAUGAGGCUAGCGAAGACACAAGAGAUAAGCAAGCAUAUCCAUUUCUCUGAUGACGACUAAAUUCAUCUAAUUUACUUGUAUGAAUUGCUGUUUAGAAAAGAAAUUAAACUGUUCUUCUGAAGAAAUGAUCUCUUUGCUUCGUAAUAUUAAGGGACACAAAUAAAGACACUGUGCAUUCCUGUUAAUACAGUCAUUUGAAUUGCUACUUGGCCUUGUUUUAGAAUGUAUUAAGCAAGCUUUUAUAUGUAUUUGUCCCAGGUUUUUUGUACAAUGCAUUUUUAAAAACUGAGGUGUAAGUAUGAUCCAAAUAAAAAGGCUAAAUCUUCAUCAUUAAUUGGUAUCUAUUGUUGAAAUAAAGAAUGAGAGUUCUGACACUUUCUUAAUGACUUGUAGAAAUGAGACCGCCUCUUGCUUUCAAAAUUAGGUAAUUUCUUCGUUAGCAGCAAGUUUUGCAUGCCCUCCUAUGCAGAAUGCGAAAAAAGAGCUGAAGUUGUGGGUGUGGAAGUAAAGUAGAAUAAUAAACUUAAUGUAAAAAUAGAACUGUACAUUUAAACUUAUGGGGACCAUUUUAUAUUAAACUUAAUUUGCUGAAUUUAUACAGUCCUGUACAGAUUAAUUUGCUGUGUUGCACACCUCCUAAGAUGGGUGAGGCUUCUUUCUCCAGACCCAAAGAAUCCUUAUUGUAGACCUGAGAGAGCCAAUCUACCGGUACAUCUUAGCAUUGAAAAUGAAAGCAAUGUCUUUGCCUCUUGUACUCUCAGAACAUUUUAUUAAAUCCUUUCUUGCUCUUACUUUUCAGUGUAAAUGGGAGCACAGGAAAUAGGCUGCAUCAUCUCUCUGAUUUUGCUCAAAAGAAUUUAUUAUGGGG